AUGGAGCUUCUGUGCGCGGAGCGCGUGAGUCCGGGGAGCAGCGAGGGUACGGCGCGUCCGGCGCCGGCGCCCCGUGCGGCCGCGCCGGACCCGGUGCUGCUGCGCCGCCGCGUGCUUGACAACUUGCUGCGCACCGAGGAGCGCUACGCCGUCACCGCCAAUUACUUUGGCACCGUGCAGACCGAGAUUACUCCGAACAUGCGUCGCAUCGUCGCCGAGUGGAUGCUAGAGUUAUGUGAAGACCAAGGGUGUCAAGAAGAAGUGUUUCCAUUGGCAAUUUCAUAUCUGGAUCGCUUUUUGAGCACGUGCGCUGUAAGCAAAAGCCAAGUGCAGCUGCUGGGCACUGCGUGCCUGCUGCUGGCAUCCAAGCUUCGUGAACCAGGCUCCCGUGCUCUGCCCGCCGAACUUCUCGUCUUCUACACAGCCAACAGCAUCACACUCACCGAUCUCUGCAGCUGGGAGUUAUUGGUGUUAUCCAAGUUAAAGUGGGACGUGGCCGGAGUGACAGCGCACGACUUUCUGCCGCUGUUGCUGUCGCGGCUGCCGCUGCGAGGUCGCGUCAACACCGACAUGGUUCACAGGCACGCGCAAACCUUUAUAGCACUCGCCGCCAGAGAUUACGAGUUUACGUUAUACUCGGCGAGUACACUGGCAUCAUGCAGCAUCGCGGCGGCGCUCAGGGGCCUCGGCCUCGACGGACAUCUGCCGCGUUUGCACGAACUCACGGGCAUUGAUUUGGAAUGCCUGCAAACAUGCCUUGAACAGAUAGAGGAGAUGGUGCAGGUGUUGAUGGCAGAGCGCUCCGCGGCUGUCCCAAACGGGCCGACGCGAGAGGCGGCGGGCUGGACGCCGCCACCGCAGGACAAGGCGCACAGUAACGCCGCUACACCCACCGACGUCAGGGACGUACACUUUUGA
Messenger RNA from Arctia plantaginis, 918 nucleotides. The record is from the annotation of a GenBank genome assembly. NCBI's taxonomy places the organism in Eukaryota, Metazoa, Arthropoda, Insecta, Lepidoptera, Erebidae.